Arachis duranensis is the source of this 517-nucleotide messenger RNA. Its product is annotated as non-specific lipid-transfer protein 1. The record is from RefSeq and is a predicted model, not a curated record. Gene Ontology annotation, cellular component: membrane. Gene Ontology annotation, molecular function: lipid binding. Gene Ontology annotation, biological process: lipid transport. Lineage: Eukaryota; Viridiplantae; Streptophyta; Magnoliopsida; Fabales; Fabaceae.
ACUACCAUUCACCCAAGUGUAACCAACCAAUCACCCUCAAAAUAAAAAACACUUGUUUUCCUUUUCAUUCUCUAUCAAGUCUAAAUCAUUCAUCAUCAUGGCCAGCAUUAGGGUUACAUGCGUUGUUCUUAUGGUGUGCAUGGCAUUGUUGAGUGCACCGUUGGUCCACGGCGCCAUGUCGUGUGGCACCGUGACCGUUUCCUUGACAUCUUGCCUCGGAUACCUGCAGCGCGGGGGAGUCCCGGCACCGACAUGUUGCCAAGGGGUCAAGAAUAUCCUUGCCAGUGCCAGGACUCCCGCCGACCGCAGGACCGUGUGCACUUGCCUUAAAUCAUCGGCCGGUCAAGUUCCCGGCCUUAAUCUUGCCAAUGCUGGCUCACUCCCUUCCAAAUGUGGUGUUAACAUCCCAUACAAGAUUAGCUCAUCAAGUUCUGAAGAGUAAUGGAUGUGGUGGAAGAGAAAGAGGACAACAUACAUAGCCAGUUUCUAGUAGCUUUAGUUUUCAGAUAUUUAAUAA